AUGGCCGGAACUCAACAGGAAAUCGACGUCGCCGUAAUAGGAGCAGGUCUCUCAGGUAUCAACGCCGGAUACCGCAUUCAAGAAGCCCUACCAAACUACUCUUACACAAUCUUUGAGUCUCGCCAUGAAUUGGGCGGCACGUGGUCUUUGUUCAAAUACCCAGGCAUCAGAUCUGAUUCGGACUUGUACACUUUUGGCUUCCAAUUUGAUCCGUGGCGAGAGGACAAGAGUAUUGCCCCAGCUCCUAUGAUCCUGGAUUACCUCCAAGGUGUUGCCAAUCGUCAUGGUAUUGACAAACAUAUCAAAUAUCAUCAUGCCGUGGAGAGUCUGGACUGGUCUUCUGAGCUUCAAAAGUGGAAGAUUAAUAUCAAUGUCGAUGGCAAAGAGAACAAGGUCUUCUGGGCUCGUUUCGUGAUCAUGAGCACUGGCUAUUACGACUACAAGAAGGCCUUGCCCGCAGAGAUUCCUGGAAUCGAGCAAUUCAAAGGCGAAGUUGUACACCCACAAUUCUGGCCUGAGGACCUUGCCUACGCGGACAAGAAGGUUGUCAUCGUCGGCAGUGGAGCCACAGCUGUCACACUUCUCCCGGCUAUGCAUGAAACUGGCGCAGCUCAUGUUACAAUGCUCCAGCGCAGUCCGGGAUACUUCAUCAACCUGCCUACUGCCAACACUAUCAAUAACAUCCUUCGAUCGGUCCUUCCCGCCAGCUGGGCACACUCGCUCAUCCGCCUUCGCACGUUGACCCUCACGUACGCAUUCUACUACUUCUGUCGAGCUUUCCCGGGCUCCGCCAAGAGACUUUUGCGAAAAGCCACAGAGAGAGAACUACCGCCCAAUAUCCCAGUCGAUCCACAUUUCACGCCAAAAUACAACCCGUGGGACCAGCGGAUGUGUGUCACACCCAAUGGAGAUUUCUUCGCAGCUCUUCGAAGUGGCAAGGCAUCCGUAGCAACUGGACAUAUCGAAGAAGUGACAGCCGAGGGCAUCAUAUUGAAGUCCGGAGAGUACAUCCCCGCAGAUGUCAUCGUGACCGCCACAGGAUUGAAGGUACAGAUGUGUGGGAAUGCCACGCUAUCAGUUGAUGGUGAGCGUGUCAUUGUCGGAGACAAAUAUCUCUGGCGAGGCUCCAUGCUGCAGGAUGUUCCCAACCUGGCCUUCUUCCUGGGAUACACGAAUGCAAGCUGGACACUUGGAUCGGAUGCUACAGCGCGGCUGUUCGUCCGUAUCGUGAAGCAGAUGGAACGCAAGGGUAUGACGAGCACUACUCCUUUGAUGGGAGAUUCCGAGACCGACAAUCAGAAGCCACCGGAUAUGGAGGCGCUGAACCUCAACUCGACCUACAUCAAGAAGGCUGUGAUGGAUGGGCAGUUUCCAAUGAACUUGGAUGCCAACCCGUGGCGCGCAAGGCGGAAUUAUUUCUCGGAUUCGUGGUUUGCGAGCUUUGGAGAUGUUGGCAAGGGGCUGCGAUUCGAUAGAGUGUCGGUGUAA
Messenger RNA from Ramularia collo-cygni, 1488 nucleotides. RefSeq names its product related to flavin-binding monooxygenase. Gene Ontology annotation, molecular function: NADP binding; N,N-dimethylaniline monooxygenase activity; flavin adenine dinucleotide binding. The transcript has 3 exons. The coding region runs from base 1 to 1488 and encodes 495 amino acids. Lineage: Eukaryota; Fungi; Ascomycota; Dothideomycetes; Mycosphaerellales; Mycosphaerellaceae. The record is from RefSeq and is a predicted model, not a curated record.